Molecule: messenger RNA, 1146 nt
Organism: Aureobasidium uvarum
Lineage: Eukaryota; Fungi; Ascomycota; Dothideomycetes; Dothideales; Saccotheciaceae
Source: the annotation of a GenBank genome assembly
AUGUCUACCGCAAUGCGCUGUCGUGCGCAAGAGCUGCUCCGUCCCAGUCGCCGCCCAUGUGAUGCCUUGCGCUCCCCGCCGCGACGAUUCGUCCAGAUUGCGGCCACCCCAUCAUCGACCAACCCCACCGUCGCUUCUGCCGCCGCAGACAGCACUGCUNNCCCGUUCGAGGUCCUGGGUAGCCCUNNUUUCUCUCUUCUCUCCGCCUCCAUCUCGGCUUCGCAGAACCUUUAUACUCGCAAGGGCUCGCUGGUUGGCUUCCACGGCAAUGCUGAGAGCGUGAGCAUGCCCGACUCUCCCCAACUUCUCCAAUACUCAUUUCCCAUCUCANNGACCGUAUCCUCGCUCUCCGUCCUCGAACCCUUCCGCCGUGCUGCUUUUGGCAUUCCCUUCCUCUACCAAAAAGUCACAUCGACCGCUCCUUAUACCGCCUUGAUCUCGACCAAGUCUCCCCUCACCACCUUCUCCGUUAUUCACCUUGAUGGUCGCCUUGACUGGAUGAUCGCUCAAAGAAACGCUCUCCUUGCUUGGACUGGUCACACUCUUUCAAUCAAACCCCAGAUCAACACCUCCAUGAGCCUUGCGCACUGGGGAAGUUCUCGUGUUACUGGCCGUGGACUUCUCUGCUUGUCGGGCAAGGGCCAGGUCUAUCAGCUCGCUCUCAAGUCUGGCGAGGAGUACAUUGUUCACCCCAGCAAUGUUAUCGCUUAUAGCAUCAUGCAACACGCUCCUCAGCCAUACCGCUUCAAGUCGUCCAACCUACGCCUGCAGAUCCCAAACGCCUUCUCCUACCUUCCCGACACCAGGUUCUUCAAAGUCGUUCGUCAAUCAAACGUCUGGCGCUUCUUGGCCAACACGCUGUUCACCAUUCGCACUUGGGCUCGCCGCUCAAUAUGGGGAGACAGAAUGUUCCUCCGUUUCCAGGGACCUGCCAACAUCCUCGUACAGUCCAGGGCCGCCAAGCUGAGCGAUGCUUUUACUGCUCGCGAUGUCAACGAAGCUGGCGAUGCCCCUGCAGGUGUGCUCCAGGCUGGAAAGCCUGCCACACCCGCCAUCACCGAACCCCCUUCAGCCCCUGUUGCUCCCACCAAGCUUAGCUAUGCAACAGUGGAAGGUGAUGGCAAGGUCACCAUCACUAAAUCCUAA